Molecule: messenger RNA, 2678 nt
Organism: Plectropomus leopardus (leopard coralgrouper)
Lineage: Eukaryota; Metazoa; Chordata; Actinopteri; Perciformes; Serranidae
Gene: gsdf
Product: gonadal somatic cell derived factor
Molecular function (GO): growth factor activity
Source: RefSeq, a predicted model, not a curated record
CACACAGACAACAGAAAUAAUUUACAUUGUUGACUUUUACAGAGGCAAGUGUCUUAUGAUUCAUCUAUUAAGUCUUGUCUUGUCUGUCCUGCUUUUCACCAGAUGUGAAACUAAUCACAGCUAGAAACUGAAACAAUGCAUGUCGUAAUGUGGAACAGUAUAUACCUUUUCCCUUUUUUCGGCCUCCCUCCCCCAUCUCAUUCCUAUCUGUUUGUCUCUCUUCCUCUCUCUCCUGGAUCAUCCUCCUUGCACUCUUUCACACACAACAGAGGACAUGACAACAAUGUAAAGUAUCUCAAGGCCAACCUGGGGUACAAGAAGAUAAAAACCCAGUUUCCCAGGCCCUGGAAAACAAUACCUAGCGCAGCAUCACUGUCUGGUCACUCCUAUCUCCUCCUCGAACCAGACGCACAGAACCAACCAACCAACCACAGCCUUUAGACCACUGAUAUCCUGACUCCGAAAGCAGUUGAUCUCUAGAUCGACCGUUCGGCUCAAGCACCAUGUCCUUUGCACUCCUUGUCAUGAUGAUGCUUCUGGGCUCUUCAAUGGUGAUUGCAUUUGUCUUGCAGCCAUCCAAGGAGGAACCUGCAGCCUCUCCGGUUUACCAUCACAGGUGUCAGGGCAGGUCAUUGCAGUCCAUCAGGAAAGGUCUUCUCGGGGCUCUCAACCUGCAGACUGAGCCCCAGCUGCCUGCUGGUGGGCUGGACGGAGUCAGAGAGCAAUGGAGGCACACUUUCAGCACCCUUGCUCAUAGAGCCAAGGACACUGCAGUUCCAGCAGUGUCUGUGUCACCUGAUGCUGGAAACGGAACAAACCUGAAGUGCUGCUCCAUGGCCUCUGAGAUCUUUAUGAAAGAUCUAGGAUGGGACAGCUGGGUGAUCCACCCUGCCAGCCUUACCAUUGUUCAGUGUGCACUCUGCAACCCCGAACUGAACACUGUGCAGUGUCCAUCAUCCCACACCAACAUCCAAGAUGCUGACUCACAGGUGUCCUGUUGCCAGCCCACCUCCCAGGAAAUGGUGCCUGUUCUCUAUGUGGAUGAAUUCGCUACCCUUGUCAUGUCCUCCGUGCAGCUUAUCCGCAGCUGCGGCUGUGGGCCUGACACCUUCCAGCAGCCCGGCACAGAGUAAAGUUUGUUUUACGGUCCUGAGUAUGUGAGCCACCUGGCACAUGCACACAAACGCAUAAAACACAGAAAAGCUGGAUAAAACUUUAUAUGCAGGCCUAUCUUCUCUCACAAUACUUAUCUUCGAUCCUCACAGUGUGUAUUCAACACUGAGCAUGGGAACCAAAGCAAAGUCUCUCCAAAAACUAAAAUUUGUUUGUCCUUUCUAACCAAAAUGUGCCAGCACAGAUCUACUGAGGACGCCAAACACAAAACUGAUCAUGAGUUCUAGAUAAAUCCCCUCAUCCGUUUUACCACUGAAGUAAUAACUGACCUGAAAUUAGAAUCUACAUUUGCAUACUAUUGUGUGUAAAUAGCAGCAACCAAAAUUAAACUUGGAUAGAUAAUACUGGAACAUAACAAAUCAAUUUUAAUCCAAGUAUUGGUGUUGCACCAAGGGCUGGAAGUAAAGUGCAGCUGACACUCUAAUAAAGGGGGUCAGUUGAUCUUUAAAUAAGUCUCAUGAGUACGUAGCUCUAUUUAAAGCUACUAACUGUUACUUAGUGUUCCCUCCAAAAAAUGUGAGACAGGGCAGAGCCAAAUCCUCACACAGGCCAGUUGUCUCCUCACUGAUCUGUGAAAUGACUGUUUUCUGUUUUGGGCAAGAAGAAAACAUGGUCAAAUGAAAAAAAUGAAAAACAAUUGUUUUGUUUAAUAUACUUAAAAAUUAAAUCUAAUAAUUAGAAAUGAAGUAUAUGAUUGCCGUGUUGAGGGUCAAAAGUUUUUGGCCGGACGAGCAGUAGAAGAAGAUUGUGUUCACCAGCUCAGCUCCCUGCACCUGAAACUUAGUAUCAAGUGUUAACAUCAAUCUGUGCUGUACUCUUCCAAGAAUGUCCAUUGGCCGUGCUCCAUUUUCAUGUUUCAACAGGUAGAAAAGAUAACAAUGUUGCCCUGAAACGCACCAAAGUUGUAACUUUAAUGAACAAAUCUGGAUUGUAUCUAAAUUACAAUGAGGUGUAAAUCUAAAAAAUUCAUAGUACUUUCUCAAGAAAAUGUUUGUGCUCUGAUGCGAUGUGUUACUUUGGCCACUAAUUUAAUUGAAUUAAAGCUCAAAGCCUGGCAUAUAAUAUAAUCCUAAUUAAAUCAUGUCUAAAUUGUGAUUUUAAACAAAAAAUGGCCAGUUGAUUGUUUCAUUUUAAUAUUAAUAUCAUUACUUUUUAUAUUAGGUUAAGAGCAUUUCGUUGUCUGUUCUUUUUUUUAAUAACCUUCAGGUUUUUGUUUGAUUUACAUAAUGUGUGCUUUUAUCUACAUUUAUUUACAUUUUUUAAUAGCCGAGUCCUUAAUUAUAUCCUCAUAUCAUGAGCACUUCUCAUGAUUAGUAAAAGUUCUCAGUGUGUCAUUUUGUUGUAUGCUUCCACUGACUUUACAAAGUUACCUCACCAUUCACUUUUUCAAGCAAUUAUUUCGUAAAAGUAUACUUAUUAUUGACUUAUUACCUCAAGUCAAUAAACACAUUCAGCUCUGUCGAAACAUGUUUUGUCUUGCUGAUAAUACAGCUGUGAUGUCUAAA